CACAUCCCUCCUCUGCUCUAUUCAAGUAAAGAUGAAGAGGAGCACACAGCAUGAACAGAGAACUUUUUUUCGGGAGAAGAAUACUUUUCAGCGGCUUUUGAGGACUUUUUUUUAAAUGAAUGAAUGAACUAACUAAUUAAUGAGCUCAUUUCGCUGGACUAACGAGGGAUCACAGGGAGCGCACGAGACACCUGGAGAAAUUUCCAGAAGCGUUACAGGGUCGCAGGGGCCUGGAGCCUGUCCCAGGAGUCUUAGGGCACGAGGCGGAGUACACCCUGGACAGGGUGCCAAUCUACGACAGGGCACACACACACACACACUCACAUGUCUUUGGAAUGUGGGAGGAAACUGAAGUACCCGGAGGAAACCCACCAAGCAUGGGGAGUACAUGCAAACUCCAUGCACACAGAGACGGGAAUCGAACCCGGACCCUGUCGCCUAAACUGAUGAAUCAUUGUUUACAAUUUAAGGGUCACAGCGGUGCGGGAGCUGUAGGGGGAGCUCUGGAGAUCUGUCUGAGAAUGGGUCCCGAUGAGUCGCCCCUCCGAAAAGACACGAUGUCAACCUCUCCACCUUCCUCCCCUCACCCCCACGGGUGCUUUCCUGCUCCCUCUCCAUGCUCUACAAUCCCCUCGCCACCCAUUUCUCCUGUGAGGUCAGGGGUCGUGAUCUUUCGCUCUCCUGCCACACGCCACCUUGCCCACCUCGAUGCCUGGAGGAGGCACAGCUGGGAGCCGGGUGCAGUCGUGCAGGGAAACCCACCCAACGACACACGCAGUGUCAGUUUGGAAGAUCUGGACGCGGAGGAGAUGGCGUUGGUACUGGGUGGUGCUCUGGGCUGCAGCAGAGCUAGAAACAUGCGCAAGUCUGUCACUUGUGAGGGCUCUUUGUCCUCACUUACUGAAGAGGAAGCUGGGAUUGAGACACAGCCACAGCUCUGCUCAUCACUGGAGGAGCAGGCAAGUCAGAUGUACAGCUGCAGUGUCUCAGCUCCAAGCCUCUGCGUGAUGAGACGCACCCCCAAAUCUUCUGCUCCUCGUCCUCGCUCAUACUGCUAUGAUCAAAAUGCAGAAAGCAUCCUGUACUCCCAAGGCAGUGGUUCAACUCAGAGACCGUAAUCUUCGGUGGGAUGUCGGGAGCGAAACAAAUGGAGAAAUGGAUGAA
This is a messenger RNA of Clarias gariepinus (North African catfish), 1164 nucleotides long. RefSeq lists its product as uncharacterized. The transcript has 8 exons. The record is from RefSeq and is a predicted model, not a curated record. The coding region runs from base 336 to 1118 and encodes 260 amino acids. NCBI's taxonomy places the organism in Eukaryota, Metazoa, Chordata, Actinopteri, Siluriformes, Clariidae.